CGGCUCCGAUGAGUUUAGGGAUGGGUUCUUGGCGAAGGAAUGGCGCCCGAGGUUCGCCUUCCAAUUCACAUUGUCGCGAUCGCCGCGCCAGGUAGGGAUUCGUGAGAGCUACCCGGUCUCGAAUUGGAUUGGAAAUCCUCCGGAUCCGUGGAACUAGCAGCGCAGGAAGUUUUCGAUCCGAGCUAUGGAAUCCAGUCGGCGGGCAGUCGAAGCAUACAGGCGGACUAGGUUAAUCGAUGGAGUGACCACCGACGAUGAUAAGGUCGCUCCAGUGUAUAAAUUGGACGAGAUCAGCUCAGUUCUUCGCUCGGCGCCUCACGACGUUGUCCACGAAAUGGUAGAGUAUGUCUUCAAGAGAUUGGAGCACAAAAGCCCGCUAGUGAAGCAAAAGACACUGAGAUUCAUCAAAUUCGAAGUUGGAAAAUCUGGAACCGAGUUUAAGAGAGAAAUCCAGAGGCAGUCUGCAGCGAUACGGCAGCUGUUCCAUUAUCAAGGUCAGCCCGAUUCGCUCCGAGGUGACAGUCUCAACAAGGCGGUUCGUGAGACUGCUCGCGAGGCCAUCACUGCCAUGUUUGCGUCCGACGAGAAACCACCGGCUUUGGAGGAAACCAGCAGAAGGAUUGAGGGUUUUGGAAGCACGAACUUCGAUUCUAGAGCUUCACAGGAGAAGAAAACGCUUUUAAGCGAGGUGGUCGACAUAGGCACCGCGUCUAUCAAGCAAGGUUUGACAAUGAUAAGCAGCCACUAUGGUCACUUUGGCAGCAGCAACGGCACGAAGAGCAAGAGCUCUUCCGGAAGCUACGAGGCUCCAAACUUACGUAGAUCGGUAUCGGAGCGAGACAACUUUAAGUACCGGGAUAGCCAUCGGGAUUCUUAUUCUUAUAGCGAGAGUCGGGAUACUUACAGGGAGACUUACAGAGGAGGAGCUUCUGAGGAGAUGUCAUACGAGCAGCCUGAUUCUCCAAAGUCCGAUGCAGCGGACGAGAAGAGUGAAGACGCCAACGGUUUAACGCAAGAAGAGAAACUCCUGGACACGGUGACGGCUGUCGGUGGUGUGCGCCUUCAACCAAGCCGCGAAGCGAUACAGUCCUUUCUUUUGGCAGCGCAGGUGCUGAAUCCUCAGAGGCUGCAUCAAGCCUUUGAGCAAAAGCUACAAGUUCACUCCUGGCAGGUUCGCUUGAAAACUUUGUGUUUUCUUGAGGCUGUGCUACGUCAGAGAGCAGUGAAACCAUUUGGGGAUGUCUCACAACGUUUUGAGGCAAACCAUGCCAGCGUCAUCGACUGUAUGGAUUCGCCACAAAGCUCUCUACGCGAAAAAGCAAACAAGGUUCUUAGCUUGCUUCAAACUGAAACCGAGGAGGGCUCUCAGGUAUUAAACGACGUAAGAAGUCGCCAACCAAAACGCACAGAGCGAGUUGAAAUGCCAGAUUUGAUCGACACAAACGACGAUGAUUCCAGCACUCAUCAGAAAGACGAAGUGGAUAUCCUGAGCUCGUUAACAGAAGCCUCACCAGUCCAGGGCGACUUGCUAGGCGACGGCUUACACGAGAACACCGAAACUAACGGAACAAGCAGCCUCUUCGAGGGCCUCAGCAUUGCCGAAGAGCCGUCAAAAAAGCCAGCAUCAGCCACGAACAUCAGUGAUCUACUGGGAUCUCUGGACACAGGCACUCCAUCGUUUCAGCAACAAUCCAACUUAGAUCCAGGAUUUGGUCAGGAUUUCUCCGGGCUUAUGGGAUUAGAGCCGCAGCCACAGCAGCAGCAGCAGCAGGGAUUGAGUGGAGCUCCACCAAGUUUCGUGUCACCGAGCAUUCCCGGGGGUGCCGAGUUCAUCAUGGCAAACUUCGACGCUGCGAGACGCUUUGCUCCUCAAGCUCAAGCUCAUUAUCCAGGAACAGCACCACCACUCUAUGGUUUCGGACAAGCACCACCAGCACAGCAGCAUCGCUUCCAGCAGCAACAGGAUUUCUCGGGCGGAUUUGGCAUGGGAUUUGGCUCUCAGGGAGCGAGCUUUGCAAGCGACGCGUUCGAUUUUUCGAGCCAUCCAUAUUCGUUAGCUUCCGCAAGUCUUCCCAGAAUGGAGGAGACAACCAAAGCUUUCGACUUCAUCUCGGAUCAUAUGAGCGCUGCUCGCACGACGAAGAAAUGAAGAUAAGAUUGGUUUAUAAUAAUGGGGUGCUGUAUUAAUUUUGAUCGAGUUCAAUGAAGGAUUUGAGAUAAUCUAAUCGGAUGACAGAAUAUUCUCUUGGUA
Messenger RNA from Selaginella moellendorffii, 2251 nucleotides. Its product is annotated as VHS domain-containing protein At3g16270. Gene Ontology annotation, cellular component: trans-Golgi network membrane. Gene Ontology annotation, molecular function: ubiquitin binding; phosphatidylinositol binding. The record is from RefSeq and is a predicted model, not a curated record. The transcript has 5 exons. NCBI's taxonomy places the organism in Eukaryota, Viridiplantae, Streptophyta, Lycopodiopsida, Selaginellales, Selaginellaceae. Bases 185 to 2149 code for a protein of 654 amino acids.